AUGACGGUGAAAAUUCUGAGUGAGAAAACUCUUCAUCCAACUCCUGAUCCUCUCAAUCGGAGCAUUCAAAAUGGCGUUGAGGGCCAUGAUGAACCAUCAAUUCCUGCCUUUUCGCUGAUGGUGGGAAGCACCGAUUUUAACAAUAUCCUGUCCACUAUCGCGAAUUUAUGCGACACGAUCGAGGACGAUAUCGAGGACGCCUACCCUUGCACCGCAGCACAGGAAGGACUUGUAGUCCUUUCUGCCAAGUCUCCACACAUGUAUGUCGCACGUUAUGUGUAUCGUCUGGAGGUCGGCAUCACUUUCGACCAGUUCCGUGCUGCGUGGAAUGCCACCGUCAAUGCCCAUACAAUCCUCCGCACGAGGAUCGUGCAGCUUGGCUCACAGGGCGUGUUACAGGCUGUCCUGCGAAGUGGUAUUGGAUGCCAAAAAAGCGGUAGUCUCCAACAGUAUCUUAUUGAGGACUGCAAAAAAGAGAUGGGAUUGGGUGCCCCGUUGGCGCGCGCAGGUUUCAUUCAGAACGCGGAUUCAACAAGCCCGGCUCAUUUUGUCAUCACACUGCAUCAUGCCUUAUAUGAUGACUGGUCACUAGCCUUAAUCAUGAAACAUCUAGAGGCCGUUAUUUCUGGGAAUAUGGUCUCGGAUCAGUCUUUCUCACGAUUUGCUGCAUACUGUCUGCAUGCAUUCAACGAGAAAUCCGAGAAUUUCUGGCGCAGUGAACUCACUCGCAUGGCUCCAACUUCAUUUCCAGCUCUACCAGCUGAAGCUUACGUCCCCAAAGCUACCAAGUCAUUUAUCCAUAUAACAAAUCUGAAUCAAUGGAAGGAUUUUGAUAAUCUAUCCACCACGGUCGCUCUGUCGUGGGCAAUCCUUGUUUCGCGCUAUACAGCAUCUGAAGAAGUCGUGUUCGGCCUCACUGACACUGGACGGCGCGCUAUAAUGCCAGGUGUCGAAUCAAUGAGUGGGCCAACCAUCAGCACAUUCCCCAUGCAGGUCUUGGUGCAAGGCGACGAGUCAAUUGGCGAUGCUUGGAAGAAGUUGCAUCAUCGGCGGGAAGAGAUGGUCCCAUAUGAGCAGUUCGGCCUCAAUCGAAUCCGCAAAUUGUCCUCAGAACACACGGAUUCGUGCAAUUUCCAGAGUCUCAUUGUCUUGCAACCGAAGAGGUAUGACGGUUAUUCUGUGUUCAGUGAAGUUACUCAAACUCAGGAUCUUGAAAACCAUGCCACGUUCGGAACAUACCCGAUCACCCUGGUUGUCGAACCGUCCGGAAACAAAGUCAGCGUGCAGGCCGUCUACGAUCAUUACAUCAUUCCGGAAGUCCAGAUGAAGAGGAUUCUGCAACAGCACUCGCAUAUUAUGAAGUGCAUCAGCCGUGCAAAACAUUCACGCGUGGCCGAGAUCGAGGGCUUAUGUCCCGAAGAUCGGAUGGACUUGCGGAAGUGGAAUGGUAUCAGGGCUCCUGGAAAUGUUCAGCUUUGUGCUCAAGAGUUGAUUUCAGAAGUGUCCCGAUCUCAACCGGACGUCACCGCUAUCUGUGCAUGGGAUGGAGAGUUCUCUUACGGCAGACUCGAAGCCCUGUCUAGUGGAUUCGCCUUGCAAUUGUCAGAGUCAGGACAUGCUAGACCAGAUAUGAUCAUACCUCUCUAUUUUGAAAAAUCUAAAUGGGUUGCCGUGGCCAUCUUGGGUGUCAUCAAAGCAGGUGCUGCAUUUGUCUUAUUGGAUCCCGCCACUCCAUCAAUGCGAUUAAAGACCAUCUGUGAGGAUGCUCAAGCACCAUUCGUGGUUUGCCCUCCAGAAUUGGCAUACAAUGCAAAAAGCCUUACAGGCAGCACCAUGGUAAUUGACACUGAUGAUAGCCACACCAAUGGACUUGCAGAUCGCGCUCAUCAGUAUAUCCCGUCCAAUGUUAGUCCCUCCAAUAUUCUCUACGUCGUCUAUACCUCAGGGUCUACAGGCAAGCCGAAAGGAGUGGUCAUCGAACACGGAGCAUUCUGUUCAAGUGCAUUGGCCUAUAUAGAGGCUGUUGGGAUGGACAGGGAAACAAGGGCCUUACAGUUCGCUUCGUACUCAUUUGAUGUGAGCGUGACUGAUCAUCUGGCAACCUUGCUCGCCGGUGGCACUGUCUGUAUUCCUUCGCCCGAUGAUAGGAUGAACGAUAUUAUUAGUGUUGUUAAUAGAUUCAACAUCAACUAUGCCGACUUUACGCCAUCCUUCCUUCGUGCAUUACGUCCUGAAGACAUGCCAUGUCUGAGGACCAUUGCAGUCGGUGGAGAGGCGCUAUCUCGAGCAGUAAUCGACAUCUGGGGGAAUCAUGUCCGUCUGAUUAAUGUAUAUGGCCCAGCCGAGUGCUGCGUUCUCACCACUAUUCAAUUGCAAGUUACUUUGGAUUCUGAUCCUUUGAACAUUGGAUUUGGAACCGGAGCUGUCUGCUGGAUUGCCGAUAGCAAUGAUCACAAUCGGCUUGUUCCCAUUGGUGCCAUCGGUGAGCUGCUAAUCGGAGGCCCGAUUGUUGGACGUGGAUAUCUAAAUGACACCGAAAAGACGACAGCUGCCUUUGUUGACACCCCAGGCUUUCUACGCAAUAUGUUGACAUUAUUGUCACAUAAACGAGUUUACAAGACAGGCGACUUGGUACAAUACGCAUCUGAUGGCUCUAUCCGAUUUUUGGGCCGAAAGGAUAUGCAAGUGAAGCUACGCGGUCAGCGAAUCGAGCUCGGGGAGAUUGAGUACUGUUUAAACCAGUCACUUGAUGUUGCCGGUUUGGUGGUGGAUGUGAUCAAGCCUAGAAGCAGCACUGGCAUGCUGGUGGCCUUUAUUCUUCGAGACCAAGUGGAUAACUUUGAAUCGAAAGACAUCCUUUCUGACCCCGACGAUGAUUUUCAGUCCUCCAUUAUUCAGGCAGAGGUGCAACUAAGAUGCCAACUUCCCGGGUAUAUGGUUCCAUGCCUUUUCUUUCAGCUAACCAGAAUGCCCACAACAGCAUCGGGAAAAAUAGACCGCAAGCUGCUCAGGGAUCAUGCGGCUUCUCUUUCUCUGGAAGAUCUACAGCGAUAUGCAGCAGCAAAGCAAGAAAAAAGAUUUCCUUCGACCCAACAAGAAAGUGACAUGCAUGAAUUGGUGGUCAGUCUCCUCGGCUUGAAGCCCGAGGCCGUCGGUAUGGACGAUACCCUGUUUAGCUUGGGAGGGGACUCAAUCACGGCUAUGCGGCUAGCUGGAUUGGCCAUGGAUAAAGGGAGGGAGUUGACUGUUGCUCAAAUUUUUGCACACCCAAAACUUUGUGAUAUGGCGUUGGUAAUGCAAAAGCCCUCCCAGCGAUCCGCUCUCAAGAAAUACCGGCCAUUCUCCCUCAUCGAAAAUUCCAAAUUUGAGGAAAACAAUUCCAUCAGACACGAAGCAAUGCAUCAAUGCAAUGUCAUGAGCGAAGCCCUUGAAGAUAUCUAUCCAUGUACGGCUUUGCAGGAAGGCAUGAUGUUUCUUUCCAUCGCAAACGCUGGUACCUAUCAGUGCCGUUAUCUCUACGCAAUUCCACCUGAGAUGACAGAGAAAGAACUGGAGGAGGCAUGGAAACGUGUUACGGAAUCAAAUACCAUUCUGCGUUCCCGAUUAUUUCAAGCCGGCUCUCGGUUGUACCAAGCGGUCAUUCGUGGCGACCAUGUGGUGUGGGAUAAACCCAAUGACUUGGAAGAUUAUAUCACCACAGAUGCCCAGCGACAGGUCGGUCUUGGUGAGCAGCUCGUUCGCAUGGCAAUCUCUCCGGCUACAUCGAAUGGGUGUCGAGUUUGGGUUUUGUCAUUGCAUCAUUCUCUCUGUGAUGCAUGGACGGUUCGGAAAUUCCUGGAGCAGACCGCGGCGGCUUAUAGAGGACAGACCCUGCGUCCUCGGCACUUUUCAUCAUUCAUUGAAUACGUGGUGGAAAAUGAUGGCGAUAAAUCCAAGGAUUUCUGGCGCGCUGAGCUCGCCAAUCUUGAUCCGCGUGCCGGUGCUUUCCCGCCAGUUCCUUCGGCCCGUUACUCUCCCCAGGCGGGAGGAUCGUUGACAUAUCCCGUCAUGAAUCUCACCGGCAAAAAUAACGGCCAUACCCUGACCACAGUCAUUCGUCUAGCUGUUGCCAGUGUUAUUUCCCGAUUCACUGGAUCCCGUGAUGUUGUGGUUGGCGUCACAUCAUCGGGACGCCUUGCCUCGCUCGCUGGGAUUGCGACCAUCACCGGUCCAACUCUAGCGUCGUAUCCCAUGCGCAUUCAAGUGCACCCGUCUCAGAAAGUCGAAGCAGCGCUAAGAGAGAUCCAAACGACAAGUAUCCGUGCUCUGGAAUUCGAACAUUAUGGUCUCCAACAUAUCCGCAACAUCAGCGAGGACACUGCCCGUGCUUGCCAGCUACAGACAUACUUGAAUAUCUUGCCCGUCGAACAGCUUCAGGCUCCAGAGCCAUUUGUCAGCCAAGAAGAUUCUGCCAGUCGUGUGGAGUUUGGUGGGUUUGCGCUUGCUAUGACCUGCUUCUUGGAACAACAGAAUAAGGGGUUCACAGUGCAGGCAAACUACGACACUGGAGUCAUCUCGCAUGAUGAGUUAAUAACCUUCUUUUUUCAAGUUCAACAAGUGGUUCGUCAGAUACAGUCGGACGAAUCAAUCACCCUGGACCAAAUCCAUGUCGAAAACCCAAAAAGUGGCAUUAAGGAGCAGCUGCUCCCGAGUUCGGAGUCAGCUAAUGGUAUUUUCUCGAAAUUUUCUGAUAACUCCGAGGAGGCUUCCAUGCACACGUCUAGCCUUGGACUUUCCGAUUGUUCAAAUAAAGCCCCAUUCACCGAACAAGAGUGCCAGAUACAACAGCUGGUGGCGACGACCUUGAGCCUGGAUCCAAAAACCGUCUGGAUGAACAGCAACUUCUUCGAUCUUGGCGGGGACUCUAUCACUGCUAUGCGUCUAGCGACAAUAGCGAGACGUGAAGGGCUAGCUCUGAAUGUCAAGGAGAUUUUCUCAUAUCCUGUCUUGUCCGAUCUUCUUGAUCAGUCAAUCCGGAUAAUGGACCCUAGAAAUGAUAACAGAAAUGGCGAUCGUGUAACAAUGACAAAAGUAAAUUGCAAGAGAGCAGAAAAUUAUGCCGACCUUCUUGCCAAACUGCCGGCUAAAAUCUCGAAGGAGAUCACUGAGAUUCUCCCAACCACCGAGUUUCAACGGAUGACCCUGGCCCAAUUCUAUCCCCGCUACAUCUGGAUCUCUUUGCCAGAAAAUCUUGACGAAGCUCAACUACUACAUGCCUGCCAGCAGAUUUUGCAGCAUCAUCCUAUUCUGCGCAGUGCCUUUGCCAUCAACUCUGAUGGUGACUUUAAGGAGGUUGUUCAAUUUAUUAUGGGGAAACUUGAUAUCCAGUUGAUCCGGCAUGACAGUGUCCCUGAUCUCACCGAGUUUUGCGCCCAGGACUCAUUCAAAAUGGCAGUUCCAACAGAUGGCCAACCGCCGUUUCAGGCCCAUUUGAUAACGCUACAAGGGGAUUCUCAACGCAAGCUUGUGCUUCGUGUCCCGCAUGCCCAGUUUGAUGGUUUGUCUAUCGCUGUUGUUUGUGGCGAUCUAGCUACCGCGUAUAAUGGAAAGCCACUCCCCCCGGCGGCCUCGUUCGCUGAUCACAUUAGCCGUGUCGAAGCCAAAAGGACAGUGGAAGCAUAUGCGCUAUGGCGGAGAGUCUUGCAGGGCGCGAAAAUGACGUCCCUGGUCAAUCUUGGGUUACGGGAUGAUCCAGCAAGUCUGCCAGGGAGAUCAACAGAAGAUUCAAACAGAGAUAGGAAAGAUCCAGUGAUGCUCCUGGCUGCUAAACAGAUUCCACUUCUCAAACCCCAGUCCGGGAUCACUAUGGCUACAGUGGCAAAGACGGCAUGGGGACUUACCUUGGCAGGGCUCAGCGAAGCCGACCAGAACUUCGGCAAGAAAGAGGAGUUUUCCCAGGAAAUUGUCUUCGGUCAAGUUGUUCACGGGCGAAACUUGGAUAUUGAGGGCGAAGACCGAAUGGUCGGACCUUGUCUCAACAUAAUCCCUGUGCGAAUGCACAUUUCACCCACAGACAGAAACGAGAGCAAUGACAACCUAGCUCUACUCCUCCAAGUCCAACGGCAACAUAUCGAGACCAUGCCAUUCGAGAACCUUGGUCUCCAAGAGAUCAUCAAGCACAGCACCUCAUGGCCAUCUUCCACAGAAUUUGGCAGCUUUGUCCGAUUCCAGAACAUGGAUGAAGAGGACCCUUGCGUUAUGGAUGGGGUUUCUUGUGAGACAUCGAUGUACGCACUACCAAACCGGCCAUCAAGUACGGCGAAUGUGCUUGUAUUGGUGACUAAAACAGGGCUGGAAGCCAUCAUGACGGUCUCGGAUGAGAAUAUGGAUCAGAAGUAUGCAGAUGGAAUCGUGGAGAGUUUCUGUGGUUUCAUGCAGGGUCUUUGCGUUGAUGCAGCAAGGAACGAUUCUAAAUAG
Penicillium waksmanii is the source of this 6456-nucleotide messenger RNA. RefSeq lists its product as uncharacterized. Gene Ontology annotation, molecular function: catalytic activity; phosphopantetheine binding. Bases 1 to 6456 code for a protein of 2151 amino acids. NCBI's taxonomy places the organism in Eukaryota, Fungi, Ascomycota, Eurotiomycetes, Eurotiales, Aspergillaceae. Gene Ontology annotation, biological process: secondary metabolite biosynthetic process; amino acid activation for nonribosomal peptide biosynthetic process. The transcript has a single exon. The record is from RefSeq and is a predicted model, not a curated record. Gene Ontology annotation, cellular component: cytoplasm.